Molecule: messenger RNA, 1569 nt
Organism: Maniola jurtina (meadow brown)
Lineage: Eukaryota; Metazoa; Arthropoda; Insecta; Lepidoptera; Nymphalidae
Product: cell growth-regulating nucleolar protein
Exons: 3
Coding region: 154-1404 (416 amino acids)
Biological process (GO): negative regulation of transcription by RNA polymerase II; rRNA processing
Cellular component (GO): nucleolus
Molecular function (GO): DNA binding
Source: RefSeq, a predicted model, not a curated record
AGCUGUUGAACUGUCAAAUCUGUCAAAUUCACAAAAAAAAAACUGUUGCCAAAUUUUUCAAGGCGAAGCCGCGUGUUGUAUUUUGAUAUUUGUAUAAAUUAUUGGCACGUGAUUAAUUAAAAAUUACUACAUAUUUUGCAUCUACCGAAGAUAAUGGUUGUAUUCACAUGCGCUCACUGCGGGGAAUCUGUGCAGAAGCCGAAAGUUGAAAAACAUUAUUUGACCAAAUGCAGGAACAAGAAUCCCAAUGUGUCGUGUAUGGACUGUUUUAAAGACUUCUUAGGCAAAGAUUAUGAAGCUCAUACUAAAUGUGUAACCGAGGAAGAACGUUACUCGGCCAAGGGCUUUGCUGCUAAGGAAAAGAAAGGUGAAAAGAAACAGAAUGUCUGGGUAGACAUGAUACAAUCUGUGCUUGACGAGCAGAAAGACGCAUCUAGUAAUGUCUUAAGAAUCCUUGAGACAAUAAGCAAACACAACAACACACCAAGAAAGAAACCUAAAUUCAUUAACUUUGUUAAAAAUGUAUGUGGAAAUAAGACUAAUAUCAAAGAUAUUGACCAAGCGUGGGAGAUAGUUUCCGUUAAACUGUCUGCUUUAUCGAAUUUAAAUGCUCAGAAUGCCAAUAACAAAAAAGAAGAAAAAAAUGAGCCAACUGAAGAUUCUGUUACAGAAGAGAAGCAAAAUGGCGAUGUGAAUGAUACUUUAGAAAAUGGUAAAGAAGUGAAUGGUGUCGAUAAAGAAGAAGAUACUGAAAAUGAGAAAGUACAAAAUGGAAUUGAAAAAUCAGAUCAAAAGCUUUCAAAGAAACAAAGAAAAGAAGAGAAGAAACGUAGAAAAUAUGAAGCAGAACUACAAAGUGUUGAAGCGGCACCGGAACAGACUGAAGAAGAACCCGAAGUGCCUAAAAAAGGCAAGAAAAACAAGAACAAGGAGAAUUCCCAUGCACAAGAACAAGUCAACGGACAAGAAACUGACAAGAACAAGAAACGUAAACGACAAGACACGGUCAACCAACCAGAUAUAGAGGAAAACGGUGUCGCUGACAUGGAAAAUUUGGCAAUUAAAGAAAAAACUAUCAAGAAAAAGUUAAGGAAGGAUAGCAAACAUGAAGCCGAUGAAAGUGUUUGCCUUCACGACCAAAACGUUGCAAACGGUGAAACCGAAGCCACUGAAACUAACGGGAAAAAUGGGAAAUUCAAUUGGCACGAAGUAAUAAUAUCUCUUUUGAAGAAAAAAGAUAACGAAUUACCAUUCAAACGUUUACAGAAAAAGGUUCUGGGCGAAUAUUCUGAGUAUACUGGGUGUGAGGUAGAUGACCGCAUAGCUGAUAAAUUUAUUAAGAAAUUGAAAAGCGCCCCCAAUGUAAGGGUUGAUAAGAACAGAGUUCUGUUACUUGAUGAAUAGAUAUUCCAUGUAAUUUAAUAUUUUUUGUUUAUUAAAAAUUAUCGUAUAUCAAGUAGAAUGCGCGGAAUGCAAAAUUUAUAUGUAGCGUGCUAAUAGUACAAUACGAUAAAAUACUUUAAGAAUAAUUCUAAGUUUUCUGUAUGGACUGAUUGUAAGGCAAUUACA